Molecule: messenger RNA, 1731 nt
Organism: Aspergillus wentii DTO 134E9
Lineage: Eukaryota; Fungi; Ascomycota; Eurotiomycetes; Eurotiales; Aspergillaceae
Exons: 4
Coding region: 1-1731 (576 amino acids)
Source: RefSeq, a predicted model, not a curated record
AUGAACCGUCUCUACUGGCUCUUCCUUGCCGGCUUCGCCCAGCAAUGUCUGUCUCUUACGCUCCGUGAAAUCGCUCCUCCUCAGGAUACGCCUCACCUUCUCACCAGAAGCGAUGGAGGCUGGGACAACAAUUGGCCUGGCGAUCUCUCCGACCCGGACCACUAUAACCACCCCGCCUGCAACACCACCCUCGCCCCCAGACAGGUCGAGUCGUUCUACUGGGGUGGUGUCACCGACCAGGGCCGUGCUGCCAUCGCCAACUUCACCGUCACCGGCAAUGGACACAGCGGACACCUCCUCUCCAUGGAGAAGUUCCGCAAUCUGCUCAGCUCCGUGCAGUGCACCAACAACACCAUGACUGUCGGAUUCAAGGACCAGCAGAUCUAUGACUGGUCGAAAGAGGCCUGGGGAACCAACCACACCUUUACCGUCGUCGCUGGAGCCGGCGACUGUGGAUGGAACGAGAACCGUCUUCCUUUUGUCGUCUCCCGGGUGCAGUUUGGCGCUAACAAGAUGGCAAGAUUGAUCGGUCGCCCUUCAAACUGGGAGGCUGUUGCGAGCGACUACGAGCUCUCCGUCGGUGGUCCUCCCCCUGCUGGCCAGGGACGGUCUCUGCUGAACCGACGGAACUGGAGUCCUUCGUUCAGCCUUGACUUUGACCGUGACCUUCCGCUCGAUAGCUAUACCAUCCCCAACGACAAGAUCGACAUCACCAUCGACUGCGAUGACUGUGGAACCAAGGGAUCGUUCGACUUUGACUUUCACAUCAAGACCAAGUUUGGCGCUAUCCCCGAGUCCGCCACGAUGAGCAUUACCCCCGACGACGUCUCGUUCAGCAUCACGCCCCGUCUCUCCGUCAGCGGUACCUUGAAGGGGGAAAUGAAAAAUGAGAAGGUCCUCGCCCGUAUCCCGGUCGAGGGUAUUUCCAUCCCCGGUGGCAUUCUCAACCUCGGCCCCCAGAUCGUCUUCAGCUUGGGAUACAAGCUCAAUGAUAUCGAUGGGGAGGGGACCGUCUCUGCCGGUGUGGCGCUUGAUCUCAAGGAUUCCGCCUCGAUCGAUGUGGAUUUCUUCGAUCCCAAUAUCACUGCAACAGGAUGGAAGCCUAAGGUUUCUCCUAUCCCGGUGGCUAUCGAUUCGGAAAUUGAUGGUGAAUUUGAGAUCUACGCAAAGGCUGCCCUUCAGUUAUCUGCUGAGGUCGUUAAAAAGGGAUACGAGGUCAAUGUCAACGUGGAGCCUUUUGUCGGAGCAAAUCUCAAUGCUCUUCAAUCACUGUCGGGCGCCUGUCCAGACGACGAGGACAAGAAGCAAUUCGGAGUUGAGAUCGACCCAGACUUUGGUGCCACUAUCAAUGCCGAGCUCGCAAAGGCAAAGAAGGCAGCUGAUCCCAUCGUCUCAACCCAGCUUGCUGAAACCACCGUAUCUACCGGCUCUACAUGCGUCCCCUUUGGCGCCGCUGCUACUUCAUCCCGCGUAGCUGGUGGUGGUGGCGGCGGUGGUGGUCACCAUGCAUCAUCCAGCUAUCACAGGCCUUCUUCGAUCCGUGCCAGCGCAACUGCCACUCCCACUGGAUCCGCUGACGCUGGACAUGUCACCCCUACCGCAUCGACUGGCACUACAGCUACUGGCACUGCUCACAAGACCUCGACUGCAACUGAUGAUAGCUCUUCGGCUGAGGAGACUGGCACCCAUACUACCACGGCCGAGUCUUCGAAGAAGACCAAGUCUCACUAG